Molecule: messenger RNA, 6775 nt
Organism: Patella vulgata (common limpet)
Lineage: Eukaryota; Metazoa; Mollusca; Gastropoda; Patellidae
Product: trinucleotide repeat-containing gene 6C protein
Exons: 18
Coding region: 807-5120 (1437 amino acids)
Biological process (GO): positive regulation of nuclear-transcribed mRNA poly(A) tail shortening; miRNA-mediated post-transcriptional gene silencing
Cellular component (GO): nucleoplasm; P-body
Molecular function (GO): protein binding; RNA binding
Source: RefSeq, a predicted model, not a curated record
GCGCAAUUUAGCGGCAUUUAUACGAAGCCAGUCGAAGAGAUGAGUCUGCUGCCUAACUUGGCCUCUAAAAAGGCCCGUUAGUUCAGCUGUAUUGCGAAAUUUAGUGUAUUCGGGCAAUAACAAUGUCUCGGCACCGGUGCUAUGUAGAUACAUUAUUUUGAAUAUUAUUGUGUGCUUAUUCCUCAAAGCAGUUUCUGUGAUACAAGUGCAAUCUUUCCAGGGUAGGAAACUCGACCGUUUGAAUUCCGUGUAAAAAAGCUAAUAAUCCAAAGAUCUUUCAUCUUGCCUUGCAGUAUAAUCAACAUAUUAUCCUAUUAAGGGUUUAAAUUCCAUUGCCAAAUCUGAGUUGAAGCACUGCCUUUCAUAUCAAAUCUCAAAUACUAAAAUCAAGUCAUUAAUUAAAUGAGAUUCAUUUGAUCUGCUUGUCAUAUUUUGUUGUGCAAAGAUCUCGUGGGUCCAUGCCAUAUUCUUUCAAAGUAUUUCCUUAUAGUAUCUUAGAUGUACAAUGCAAAUAUAUCUAAUUGUUGGUUGUGUGUAUAUGUGAGAUUGCAUUCCAAAGACAGGGCAGUUUAUGUUAAAGCAUUUUACGGCUGAUAAAGAUAUUAUUUAAGUGCCUAGCUCUCAGGAAAUGGGAGUUGUUAAUUCCUUCCAAAAAACGGGAGGUUUAGCAUUAUUAAUAUUAAGCUGAUUGAACAAAUAUUUAACUGGUGAUCAAUCGCUGAUAGCAGGAAUAGCUGUUAGCUACUUGCUUAAGCAACGAAUUUAUUUAGACGAGCGUAUUUUAGCUUUUAAAAGUUGUAGAUAUAAUGCAACAGGCUGGAACAAGAGUAGGCACUCAUUGGGCAGCAGGUGGAGUAGGUGAUAAUCAUAACAGCUGGGGAGAAGACGGAGGAUGGAGUCAGGGACCAAAGGUUACGGGUAGUGGCUGGACAGAAACCGGUCUAUCUUCAGAAAACAGCCAGGAUAUUGGUACCUGGCAAAACCCCCAGCGAUCUGACCAAAAUUGGAAUCAAAAUAUAAACAGUGUUAUUGUUGAUUCUACGGAUAAAGAAGCGUGGCCUUCAAUAAGACCGGGUGAAUCUGUCUCUGACGCAGGUGAUGAUAGUGGUUCAGCUAAAUCUGGUUCUGUGAUAUCCAGCUCAAGUAACCAAGGGCAAAAUAUCGACAUCACAAAAGUGUCAAGUGCCAUGCAGAGUCAAAGUGCUUCCAGUCCAUGGGGUGCAACAUCAUCCACCUUUGGUGGAAUCGAAUCAAAUCCUUGGGGGUCUGGAAACUCCCCUAGUCCCUCCGCUGCCAACCAGAACUCCUUAGGUUGGAGUUCAUCUAAUCCGCAUCCAAGUCUUUCUGUGAACAACCAAGGACAUAAUAUGCAAACUGGUACCAGUUCGCCUGGUAGUGAUAAUAUAUCAAAUAGUAAAAACUUAAACCCUCCUAUAUCCUCAUUAGGAUGGGGGUCAGGUGGUACCCAAGGACUGGGUGCUCAUAGACCACAAAAUUCCAUGCAAUCAACCUCAAACGGCAACAAUGUGCAUGGUAUGUUGCCAAGCAUUAGUGGUGCUCAACAAAGUGGACCUAAUGUAAGCUCAAGUCUAAAUGGCUCGAAUCCAUGGCCAAGUAAUUCCAUGGGAGAUCUAAGCGGAUUUCCUAAAGCGUCUGAAUCUGGAUGGAAUAAUACUGUUGCUGUGACGAACAAUGGUGCAAGUGCCGGUAAGGACAAACGUGGCAAUAAUAAUGAGCCUAAUGUUGAAUCAGAAUCAAGUGUUUGGGGUAAAUCCAGUAGUUUUGGUGCCUCUGGUUGGGAUCAAAACCCUGGAAACAUUAAACCACCCACCUCUGGAUCUCAGUGGGAUAGUGGAAAUACUAAGUCACAAUGGGGAGAUAAUCCUAGUGGUGCAGCUAAAAGUCAGGGAUCAGGCAAUAAUCCAGAGCAUCUUUCCUGGGCUCAGGCCGCUUGUAAAGGCCUCCCACCUUCUGGUAAUUCAGGUAAUGACAAAAUUCCAUCUGAACAACAGAUGUCUCAUGAACCCCCGUCUGAAAUCUCUCGUGCAAUUGAUUGUCAUGAAGGUUGGGGGCGUAAACCAGUCUGUCAAAAUUCAUCUUGGGAUUUGGAACUUUCAAAGUCAUCUCAAGCUACAAGAGUGGAUGAUGGUGGAGCAGCUAAUGUUUGGGAUAAUAAUAAUGGCACAGCUAUAUGGGAAGCAUCCCGUGAUAACCAAAAUAGAAACCCAAGUGGCUGGAAUGGAGCAACAAGUGGGCCACAAUGGAACAAAGAGAAAGAAUCAAAUCAAUGGAAUGGACCUGGUCCAGGUCCUGAUAAUAAUCACAUGGGUGGGGGUAGUUCAGACGGAUCUAUUGGGAACUGGAACGUUCCAGAUAAUUCUAAUAAUGCCAUGUGGGGAGGCAAGACGGAUACGGGUCAGUGGAAAGAUACUUCUUCUUGGGAAGAUCCUCGACAACAAGAGGGUACUGGUCAGUGGCAUGGUGAAAUGACUAAACCGAAGUCAUGGAGUAGUACCCCUAGUACUCCCUCCACCCCCAUUACCCCAGGUAAUGGUAUGUUGCAGAAAAAUGAAGAAUGGAUGAAAUCUGGUCCUGCAGGUGGUGGUGUAGGAGGUGGUAAUGGUAGUGGCAAUAGACCAACAGUCGGUUGGGGUAACCCGUCCAAUGGUGGAGAUAGAGUAGAUGAUGGAACCAGUAUUUGGGCAGGAAAUGCUCAGCAACAAGCCAGGGCUAGUGGAUGGGGAGACACAGGUAGUCAGUGGAAUCCCACUGUUGGUGCCAAAAACAAAUCUAGUUGGAAUGAAGGAGAAAAUAAUUGGAAUUCAGCGAAUAGAAAGCAAGACUGGACAGAUGAGCGAGGUGGCUGGGGGUCAAUGGACGUGGGCUAUUGGAAUGAUAUUUCACAAGAAAAUAGUUCGUGGAGCAGCGCGUCAGGCUGGAAAAACAAACAGCAAAUGGUGAAGAUGCCUCCUAAUAAAUUCCCCCCAUCAAGUGGUUACCAUCCACCUAAUCAAAUGCGUGUCAGACUUCUUGAGCAACUUAUUGCUAUGGGAUAUAAGAAGGACGAUGCCCAAACAGCUCUAAUUAACAACAAUAUGAACUUUGAAGGAGCCGUUGCUGAAUUAAGUAAUAACGGUGCCAAGAAAGAUACUGAUAUGGAUGUUUUCCAGGCAAAUGGUGUAAAAGCUAAAACAGGAAUGCUACCAGACGGUGGCCUCAACGACAUAUCAGAUACUCACUUGGAUAGCAAUCCGCAUGUGCCUAACUUUCCCAUACAAAAUACUCCUCCAUUUCAAAAUGCUCAAGUACCAAAUCAGCCAUAUAUGUCCAUGUACGACCGGUCCAAAAUUGGCGCUAGUCUGCCUUCAUCUAGUCCAAAUCCAAUGAACUCCAGUAUUAAUCCUGCAUUACAACCAAAAUUUAUGCCGCAGAAACUUCAGCAGCAACAACAAGCCCAGUCUUUGAGUCCCACCCAGGGCCCCCUGACACGUAGUCAAGUACCUGGGCAAAACCCUGGUCAGAAUGUCGUGCAUCAACAAAUGGCACAACAACAGAUAUUACAACAGCUGCGCAUGGCUGUACAGUCAGGUCUUAUUAGUCCACAACUACUCAAUCAACAACUACCCCACAAUAUUCUGUUGCUCUUACAGCAACUGUUACAGUAUCAAAAUGCUUUACAACAACUGGUGAACCGCCAGACAAUGUUCCACAAGAACAAGGUGACAUUACAACCCCAUGAUAGACAACAACUGCAGCAAAUGAUCAACAAUAUCAGACAACAGAUCUUAAACAUACAGAAACAGAUCUCUCAAGCCCAACCACCCGGACUUAAAAAUACGCAGCAACCAAAUCCUGAUAUGGACCCACUUUUACCUCUACAAACAGAAUUAAAUAACCUAUCUAUGAAUGCUUCAACAGUAACUCCACAGCCUCAGUCUCGACUCACCCAGUGGAAGAGUGGAAAUGGUGACAAAGAAAACGACAUUGACAAUCUUAAUAAAGCGGUUGGAAGCAAACCAAUGCAUCAAUCGCAGUCCUCACCUAAUUUGGGCAGAUUUGAGGAUCUGAGUAUGUUGAAUAUAUCAGGUGAUACCACUUGGUCGACAAUAGCAACCACUGCCUCGCAAAAUUGGCCGAGCGCCAGUAUUGAGGGAACCACAGACGGGAAAGACAGUUCCGACCUUACUAAAGAAUCUCUAGCACUAACUACAGCCUCAAGUGUAAACCUGACUGAUGUGAUUCCUGAAUUUGUGCCAGGCAAACCAUGGCAGGGAUUUAAUAAUAAAAGUGUUGAAGAUGAUCCACAUAUCACUCCAGGGAGUUUUUCCCGUUCAUUCAGUGUAAAUGUUGUGAAAGAUGAUUACUUGGACAAUCUUUCCCUAAAAACUCCAAGUACUUCUGCUGCUGAUUGGGGAAAAGGGCCAAACUCAUCCAAAAAUUGGAAUCCAGAAUCUGGAAUGCCGGAAUGGAGCAGCGGUUCCAUGCAAAAUGCCAUGGGUAGUGGGAGACAGCCUCCAGGAUUCCCCCUACAUGGCAAUAGAUCCAAUAACUGGCAACGUCAAAACUCGUGGGCUGGUCGCACAGACAACUCAGCCUUUACACCAGUUGGGAACUGGGAUAAAUCCCCCAAAAUGCAAUGGCUUAUCCUAAAGAACAUUUCACAUCAGAUUGAUUCUUCUACAUUGAAAACCUUGUGCCAACAACAUGGCCCCCUCAGUUGUUUCGUUCCACUUCAACAACUUGGAUCAGCUCUUGUCUGCUACUCGUCUAAAGAGGAAGCUGCCAAGGCCCAAAGAGCCUUAAACCAGUGUGUUCUCGGCGGUACUACAAUCUUUGCUGAAUUUAUCACAGAAGAAGAUGCAAGCCGAUUUGCCAAACACAGUGCCAUGAAUGUACCUAGUCAGCAGUGGUCACAAAACCAACAACAGCAACAGCAGCAGCAAAUAUCACAGCUUAAUAAUGCUGCUGCCCCUGCUUCACCCUGGUCCUUAGCCCCAACUCCUUACCUACCCAGCUCAGGAAGUGGUAGCAUGUGGGGCUCAAGUCUUUGGGGAGGCGCAUCGGAUGAUCACAACUCAAAUCCCCUUGUCAACAAUAUUCUUGGAGGGCAAUCUAUGUAAUCAGCAUAGUACCCUUGUUAUGAUCUCUUUAUAUGUAUUACUAAUACUGACAGAUAUAGUAUUACCUACCACCACGGGAAUAGGGGCAUCAUCAAUUUUUUUUUUCCAAUAUGGUGAUAAGAUUGUAAAGAACCUUAAAAAAAAAUUAAACAGUAUUUAUAAAUUAUUUUUUAAAAAAUUAGGUUCUUUAUAAUCUUGAACGUUAUGUUUUUUUGUUAUGUGCCAAAAGAAAUUGGGAUAAGUUUUAAGCAUACUGUUUAGAAAGCUUUAUCAUGAAAUAUUGUUAGAUCUUAACUUAAUUAAAAAAUCAAAUAAAAAAAAAAAAUCAAAGGGAUUUGCCCCUGUUCCUAAGACUGGUAAAACUAUGAUUGUUAGUCACCUUUGGUGGGAUUAAGUAGUGUGCUUAAUAUAAAUGUGUUCCGUGGAUUAUAUCGGCACUCAGAAGCCUGGUCUACCAACCAAAGUGCAUGCAAACUUGGUGCUCAAUGCUUCAAAGAAGUAAAGCACAUAUUUUUAUUUUUGUAUACUUCGACAAUGAAGUAUUAAGUCUUUCAGAUUCCAAAUUUGUCUUGUCAGGUGGGUUGGCCAGUUUCAUGGUGCAGAAUGUCCAUUUGGAAAAGGUAUCUGAGCCUUUGAUACAAUUAAACCUCAAAAUAUAAAAUGUGAAAAAAUAUGAAAAAAAGACACAUAGAAUUAUAUAUAUAUAUAUAUUAUAUAUUAUUACAAAUUGUAUAGUCUAUUCAUGACUGAUUUCCAAAUAAUCAAUAUUUGUAUUGCAGCAAAAGUGUGCAAAAAAUUGUUUUUUCUUUUUUGUUUUUUCGUCAAUAUAAGACAAUGAAUCGUGGUGUAAUAUUUUUCUCAUGUUUGAAAUUGGAAUCUGUUGAGUGGUAGGACAAACCUGUGAUAAUGAAAUUUCUCAUUUGUGUGUCUGUUGUCCAAUGUGUGAAUCAGGAAUAGAAGUGCAUUCUACUAGUGCUGUUAAAUAAUUCUUCCAGAAAAUAAUAUAUGAAAAAAAAAUACAAAAAAAAAAAUAAUGAAAAUUGAGCAUACUAAUGAAUCAUCCCAAGAUGAACUGUGGAGUUUGCCGAUUUUAAAAUACUUUAAAACUGCUGUAUUGUCUGUAAUAGUAUUUAUUCCCGCCCAGACUUGGAAAUUAUUGCUAACCUGUUCUAGCCUGUUGUGAUCUGUGUCAAUUUACCAAAAUGUGUCGUAGAUUUUUAAUCAUUUGUUGUUCCAAAUAUCUGGGCUGUGAAGUUAAUAAUGGCGCUCUCACCUCAUGAUGGCCAUGAGACUUUAAUAAUAUCUUUCACAAGAUGCAGUAUAGUGCAGGAUAAAGCAUACUGUGAUUUUUUUUUUCUCCAGGCAGGGCACAAAGUGUUCCAAAGUGCUGCUAUUACAGACAGUAUAGAUUUAUAUAUAUUAUUAUAUACAUAGAUAUAUAUUACUAUGCCUCUGUGUUGUCCAGACUCCGUACUUACUGCAUUUUAAAUGUGACCAAGAUGAGAUAUAAAGCCAUCACAAUUUGCCAAAGCACCAUUUAUUCUAGGAUUGGGCAGCCUUUUAUCAGUACAGUGAUAGAUUUUUUUUGACAUGACAUGUAUAUUGUGCUCGUAGCUUGCUUUGAAUUGUAUUCUGAAUAAAGUCCUUAUUCAUUA